AUUUUUUUCUCGAGGAUGGCCGAGAGAGGGAGCACUCGCAGUAGAAUGAACGUACUCGUUUGUGAGAGAACGAAAAUGGGAGAUUGUGAGGGAAGUGAGAGAAUAAAUCAUGGAAAUAUUGCACAAAGGCACAAGAGAGAAAGGAAAGAAUUAAAUGGUAAAAUCCAAGCUAUGAAGCAUGCUAUUCCAAAGGGUGAUAAGAAGAAGAAGAAAGAAACAACAAUAGAAAUCGCAAAACUUGAGGCUGAGCUUAAUAAUCGUCAAGAAGAAGAACUUAAGAAUCUCAUUAAACCCAAUUCAGUCACGGAAAAUGGAAUAGAAACAGGAAUGGAAAAAUUAAAUAUGCAAGAUAAACCUGAAGAAAAAGUGGAGGAGAAAGUUGUGAAAACAACAAGAGCACAAAAAAGAAGGAAUAAAAAAGCGAACAAGGAAAAGGAGCGUGAGCAGAGGAUUGCUGAAGAAGAGUCGAACAACGUGUUCAGUAAUAGAAAAAUGGAAGAGCAAAAGAUCAAUGCAAUUUUAACAGGUCGUGGCCUAUGCAUCCGUGAGAUUGCAUCAGAUGGUCAUUGCUUGUACAAUGCCCUGAUUGACCAACUUGCUAGACAGGGAGUACAGACUAAGCUGCAAAACCUGCGAGAACAGACAGCCGAGUACAUGAGAUCUCACAUGGAAGAUUUCUUGUAUUUCCUCUGUAAAUCAGAUUCAGGGGAACCCUACACCCCAGAAGAGUAUGAAGAAUACUGUAGAGAAAUAGCAAAUACCGCAGCAUGGGGAGGUCAACAUGAGAUCAAUGCCAUUAGUCAUAUUUAUCAGUCGCCUAUUGAAGUGAUCCAGGCCGACAGUCCGCCACUGACAGUCGGUGAACACUUCAGCGAAAAACACAUGCCACUUAUCCUUUCGUAAAACCGACAUGCCUUUGGACUGGGUGAGCACUACAAUUCAGUUAUACCAAAAUCCGAGUGUACAAAAGUGAAGAAUGACGAUGAAUUAUAGCAAAAAAUCUAAAUCAAAUUCAGCUUUUGCACUCUAUGUUGUUUUAUGAGUUUUAUUAAGUUGAUGGAAAGUCCUCAUCUAAAGCAUUCACACAACUGAAAGUGGGAGAUGUCAGGCAAUAGCAGGUACAAGGUAGAAAAGUGACAAGAAGGGAGAAAGUGAAGUGAGUUAGGUGGUGAUAUAAAGUUGGUUUUAUGCAGCACAACAUAUUGUAAAUGACUUAAUAUGCACUGUGGUGAUUUUUUUUUUAGGCUUUGACGCAACUCUUAUUCAAUAUAAGAAGCUUUUUCCAUUGCGUAUUCACUAUAAAAUUAAAAUGGGACGAUGUGUUGUAUGAACGUUAGUGGUAUUAAUUUUGCCAUAUAUUUAACAAUUUAUAGAAUAUAUUUCUAAUAAGCUCUGCGGUGCUUAAUGGACAAAUUCAUGUUCGUGAGACACUUAUUUUAGAGCAGCGCUUAUUAAAUUAUUUACAGUAUGUACUCUAUGAAAAACCAACUUACUGAGUGUUCUGAUAUCGUGUCUCUGAUAGGCUAAUAGGAAGGUAGAGAGUUGAAUUUGUGACAUUACAAUAUUAAAUACAAACCUUUAUUUUUUGCAUGUAUGUUAAACCAAAGUGUAUGUAAUAUUUUAGUUGGCUGUAUACACUAUGCAGUUUUUAUGAUUCUAGUUAAAUUCAAAUGUGUUGAUAAAUAGUGCCUUUUGCUUUUGAAUCAAGAUAUUUAUUUUUUUCUUUGUUUACUAUUUCUUGUGAAUGCUAAGUAAGAGUACUACACCAUUCCCAUUAUAAAAUGUAUAAAUUGGUGGGAAUUAGGGAGAUCGUACAAUAUAAAUUAAGUAUAUAUUAGGAACCCCAGACAAUUAUGAUAGAACAAUCUAUAUAUCAAAAUCAUUUUAAAAUUAGGCAAUUUUUUACCAAUAUAAAUUAAAAUUCUAGAUUUAUAAAGAAAAUUGAAUGUUGUUGAUUACAGUAUUUGCAACCAUUUUUAUUAGUAAAGUUGAUGUUCUUAAAUUAUUAUUAUUAUUUUUUUUUUUUUUCGUUAUUUGGAAAUAGUUUCAUUGACAUUAUCUUGAAUGUUAUUAUUUUAUUUGUAUAUCAUUUCCAUAAAUCAGAUAAUAAAAAUGCAGUUUUUCUUGAUGAGUUUUUAACAUAAAUGCAAGAUUUUAUUUAUGCAACUAAAUAUUUAAAAGAACCAGAAAACAGAUUUCAAGAAUUUUUUUGCGGAAAAAAAUAACUUUUUCAAACAUUCGAUCAAAAUCAGAAAUUGGAAAAUCCAUGUAAAAUGACUGAUUAAAAUAUAAAAUGUAAAUUGUUUAAAAAACAAAUUGCAAGUAAUGAUCCUUCCACUGCAACUUAUUUAGAUUCAUUAGGUAUUUAAAAAUCAAGUUUUACCUCUCAGAAAAAGAAACCUACUUGAAAAUAGAAGGUUUUUUGUUCAUUUAUAAUUUAUCCAAUAUUUUUGUGUAGUAUUAUGACUGAGGCUUUAGCUGUUGCAAAUUUUGCUUUAAGUUGUCUAUGUAAAAAGUGAUAGUGUUAUUUUUGUUGAAUAUAUUUGUGCUAUUUUAAACGAUGUAUAAUUGGUAACAUUAUAUUAAAGUUUAUCAUUAUUAUAUUUUGAUCAUUAUGUAAUGUAGUUCAUCAGUAUUGUAUUGUUUGUAUUAUGAAAUAUAUCAGAGUUUACAUAUUUUUAUGUCAUGGUGUUAUACUUAAUUAAUAGUUGAAGCCAUUGAGGGCGCUAAUCAUGCAACUGAGAACGAGUUUCAAACAAAAUACCUCUGUAGGAUAAUAUGCUACCUACCUUCAAACUUCA
Anneissia japonica is the source of this 2801-nucleotide messenger RNA. Its product is annotated as deubiquitinase OTUD6B-like. The record is from RefSeq and is a predicted model, not a curated record. The transcript has 9 exons. Lineage: Eukaryota; Metazoa; Echinodermata; Crinoidea; Comatulida; Comatulidae. The coding region runs from base 16 to 903 and encodes 295 amino acids. Gene Ontology annotation, molecular function: cysteine-type deubiquitinase activity. Gene Ontology annotation, biological process: protein deubiquitination.